This is a messenger RNA of Dermacentor andersoni, 1643 nucleotides long. RefSeq names its product ficolin-1-like. Lineage: Eukaryota; Metazoa; Arthropoda; Arachnida; Ixodida; Ixodidae. The record is from RefSeq and is a predicted model, not a curated record.
UUUUCCGCGAAUGCGCGCGCGCGCCUCGCGCUGGGCAAGAGUGCUGCACGCGCUUUCGAAGUGCAGCGCUCGGUUUUGGCGGGAAAGGCGUUCGCACGUGCCGGAUAACGCUCGCGACCGAAGCGGUCUGCUGCGGCCUCGGAGAAUCAAAUUGGAAGUCGGGUGUGUUGGCGCGGGCUCAAGCUUCUUCCAUUGGUCUCGGGGCCGAACGAGUUAACGAUUUCCAAUUUUCGGACGCAAAGGUUCAGCAACAAUGAACUGGAAAUUUUUGCACCUUGCCUUCUCUUCCGUCUACGUGGUUUUAUGUGCCACGCGUGCGUCAGACGCGGCUACGUUGCCGUCUUCGAUUGUGCAAGCAGAGGAGCGUGUCAACGAGCUCGUCAAGAUUCUCUCCGACAUCAAAAAAAGCAUACGGCCACAGAAUUGCGCCGAUCACCUGCACGGGGGUCAGACGACGACUGGUCUCUACAACGUCUUCCUUCGUGCGGAUGACAUCACAGGGAAGGUGGUUUACAGCGACAUGGAUACAGACGGAGGAGGUUGGACGGUGAUACAGCGGCGCGGGCAAUUCGGGAACGGCGCCUACUACUUCUAUCGAAACUGGACGGAAUACGCCACAGGCUUUGGUGAUCCAACUAAAGAAUACUGGAUCGGCAACAAGGCGUUGCACUUUCUGACAGCCGAUUGCGACGACAUGGAACUGAGGGUCGUCCUGAAGAAUGAUACGGGCGAAAGCGUUUCGAUCGAAUACGACAGUUUUCAGGUCGGUUCGGAGGAGGAGCACUUCAAGCUGGACUUGGGAAACCUCCUCGGUCCACCUGGCUGGGACUCUCUCAGGGACGGCCACAACUGCGCUUUCACCACUUUCGACCAGGACCACGACAACGCGCCGGACAACUGCGCCAUAAAAUUCCGCGGCGCAUGGUGGUACAACAAAUGCCACGCGGCUAACCUGAACGGGCUCAACAUGAACGGCUGGCACGAGAGCUUCGCCGAUGGCAUCGAGUGGAGUCUACGUGGAACUCCCGGUCAUCUGUACCACUACUCGUACCCGAGCGUCACUAUGAUGAUACGCCCCGCUGGAACGCAAAUACAGAGGCGAACCAACGUCCUUGAGAGAGAUGAGGGAGACGUUUAGCCUGUGUUGACGGCAGAAAUUUCGGAUUCCCACGGAUGCGUCUGCCAGCCAGCUGGACUCGUCAAGCUAGUAGACCGACAUAGCUGAGCAAUGUUUACGCUCCACUCCGCUUAGGCUUCGCCAUAUCAGGCGCUACUGAUGCUGUUUUUCGAGAGCAUGUCUAGUUAUACCCUGGAGAAUUAUCUCGCACACCUACCUCAUCUACCUUUCCCCUAUGCCCCUUCCCCCUUUCCAUUUCAUCCGUAUGACUCGUGUGAAGGAGCGAUCACAUUCCUAAAGAAAAGAAUUUUGACCACCACCACCAUCCGGCGGUAGAGAUAAAUGCGCUCGUUUAGGCGCCGCUGGGAGGCGGCUUUCAAAAGUUCAGAGCUGGAAGACCAGCACUAGGCCGUCCGGCAAGCCGAAGAUGCCGCUCGAGUCUAAGGACUUCGAGCCGCCUCGUGAGGCCAUGACUACAAAAACUGCCGGUCCAUUCGUGUUAAUAAAGUUUAUUUUGUUCCGCAGA